Messenger RNA from Pseudogymnoascus destructans, 2414 nucleotides. RefSeq lists its product as uncharacterized. The transcript has 4 exons. The coding region runs from base 167 to 2278 and encodes 703 amino acids. NCBI's taxonomy places the organism in Eukaryota, Fungi, Ascomycota, Leotiomycetes, Thelebolales, Thelebolaceae. The record is from RefSeq and is a predicted model, not a curated record.
CCUUUGUUCUCCCUCCCCACAUCCACCCCCUUUGUCUCUCUCUCUCUCCCUCGCUAUUCUAUUCAGCAAAUGGAACACCAUCGACAUCGAUCACCAACACCUUCGUUGACCUGACUGACUCCCCACACACUCGCUGGAGAAUCCCAAACACCCCAUCACAGCAGCAAUGCGCUCUCUCCUCCCCCUCCUUACCCUCCCCCUCCUUACCCUCCCCCUCCUUACCCUCCCCCUCCUUACCCUCCCCCUCCUUACCCUCCCCCUCCUUACCCUCCCCCUCCUUACCCUCCCCCUCCUUACCCUCCCCCUCCUCACCUCCGCCGCCGCCACCGUCCCCACCACCGCCCCGCGCGCGCGUGCCCUCGAGGUCGGCGUCGACACAGGACCCCUCGACGCCAAGGUCGCGGUACAGCGCUGCCCAGACCACUGCAGCGCGACGACGACGGAGGCGUGUACGGUUACGGAGACGGAGACGACUACCUGUUUUGAGACGGUGACGGAGACGGCAGCGGGGGGGACGCUGACGCUGCCGCCUGUUACGCAGACGCAGCCAGGUGUGACUGUCACGGGAACCGCAGCUGGGGGUACGGUCACGGAGACGGAGACGACGACUUGCCUUGAGACUGUUACCGAGACUGGGGUCGGGGGGACGGUGACGACGACCAAGACGGAGACGGAGCACAAGACCAAGACCAAGACUGUUGUUGUGCCUACGACGGUCGUGGAUGAAGAGACCGCUACGAUUACGGCUACAUGCAUCGAGAUCCAUAUCAUCACAUCCGUCGAGACUGACUCGUACGCCGUCACUGCCACGCAUACAUACGAGGUUACCCAGACGUCCGUCACGACUUGCACUCAGGUUAUCACCCUGCCGCCGGUGACAUACACCACCACCAUCGCAGGCGCCAUCACGACCGUCACUGAGCCGGAUGUGGUGACUACCAUCAUCACGACUGCCUACCUGACUGAGAUCAACACCGUUCGUGAUACCAACACCGUGCAUGAGACCAACACCAUCCACGAGACCGACACCGUUCAUCAAACCGACACCGUCCACGAGACCGACAUCGAGACCAAAACCGACGUCGUAACCCGCACCAUCUCCGCCCCCGUCAUCACCACAACCCUCCCUGGCGUGGUAACCUCCAUCUCGGGCACCCCAAUCACUCUCCCCGGCAUCGUCACCACCAUCACCGCCUCCGUCUCCUACAUCGGCACCCGCGUCUCAACCUGCGCCGUCCCCGCCCCCACAAUCCGCAACGUAAAACCCCAACCCGAUAACUACACCUGGGGCUGCCCACCCGGCCGGAUCUGCGCCCCUCGCCAUCCCUUCGGCUGCGACGUCUUCGCCGACCCGCCUUCCCGCAACUACGUCUGCGACCCCUUGGACUGCUUUGAUGCACCCAAGGCUAAGCUGGUGGAGUGGAAGUACGGAGAAACUGGGUAUUACCCUCUCACGCCCGGGUAUUUCGCCCUCUCGCCUCUCGCUUUCGGAUUGAGCUAUGAUAUCUUCUCCGAAGACGUCGUCGUUGAAGUCGUCAACGGCGUCCCCGUCGCUACCAUCACCACGGGCAACUGGGCCAGCCAAGCUACCAUCACAGCCGCCUACACCGUCCCAGCCUUGCGCAGACGCGCCCCGGAAACCGCACCAGCGAUCUGCUUCCCCCAGUGCAACAACAUCGUCACGGCCGGGCAAGCCAUCGGCAAGACCCCCGCUCUCUGCGCGGCUGGGUCGGCAUUCCUCAACUACGUAUCUGCCUGCAAACAGUGUGUCGUGAACAAUGGGGAUGCGACGCAGAAGACUCUGCAGGAUUACGUUAUCCCGCAGUAUCAGCAGUGGAUCGACUUCUGCGAUGCGCAUGGGAGUGAAAGCGUUGUCGCGCCGGGGGGUGGACAGGGCCAGAACGGGGGUGGGGAUGUGACGAUCCUGGCGCCGGGGGAGACGCAGGGAGGCGAUGCAGUACCGGUUACGCCGACGCGGUGGAUGAAUUCGACCAUGACUAUGAGCAGUAGCCGAGUUCCAACUUCGACGAUAGAAGAGCCGGGGACGACAGAGACGGGGGCGUCGACAGAUGUGCCGAGUGAUGUACCUACCGGGACCACGAGCAGCGGUGGUAGAGGUAGGGGUGGUGGUGUGGCGGGACCUACUGGGAGUGGCGGAGGACCGACUCCCACCCCGACGGUCCCUGCGAUUCCCAACGAAGCGCUGAGAGUCGGUGGUGGUGUCGGGGGUAUGCUGGCGCUUGUGGUGUUUGUGAUUGGAUUUGUGAUGUUUGGUUGAAGGAUUGAAGGAUAGACGUUGGGGGGAGGGGAUCUAAGAGAGAAGGGGAAUAUGACAGCGACUGUAGAUUGGAUGGGUGACUUGAGUAAUUAACGACCGAAUUAGAUACCCACGCUCCUUAUGACGCGAGAUGCAA